CUCAAAACGCAACCAAUGAAUAUUAGUUUUUGGUUAGUAUGCCACGUGGACCUUGGACUACAACACCCGUGUUGGGCCCUUUUGUGGACUGUGUCACACUCCGCCUCUUUGUUUAUUUUGGGGGAAGAGCCACGCACCCCAAAGGCUUUUAAAAGAGCCCAGAUCUGCGCGUCCGUCUGGGUCAAAGGACAGCACGGGAACGACGGAGGGAGGACAAUGUUCUCCCACUUGCUUUGGGCCGCCCUGCCAGGUCUACUGUGGGCCUCCCAUUCCAGUCUACCGGUGGAGGGGGAGAACGCAGGCUCCAGGAUCUGCAAGCCCGCCCCGCACUGGAACAUUAGCGGCGAGGCGCCCAUGCGGGGGCUGCUGGGACGGGUGGUGGUGGUGGCUCUGCUGAAGGCCAGCUGACAGUUCUGUCUCACUCAGGCGUCCAAAGUGGGAGACCUGCGUGAGAAGCUGCAGCGCAGCAACCUGACGGAGGUGUCCUUCAUGAUAGUCAAUGAGCGGGAGCCUCUGUCCAGAGCCAUGUACUGGGAGCUGAAGAGAAGAGCGCCCCCUGGUGUUCCAGUCUACCAGCAGACUCCCUUUCAGAGCGACGUGUGGGAGGCCUUAGACGGGGACAAAGAUGACUUCCUCGUCUACGACCGGUGUGGCCUGCUCACCUUCCACAUCGUGCUGCCCUACAGCUUCCUGCACUACCCCUACGUGGAAGCGGCCAUCAGGGCCACCUACUAUAAAGAUAUAUGCCACUGCUCUGCUAAUGUGACCACGGCCAGCGGCGGCGUCAUGAAGAACGCCACGCAGCAACACCACACCAACUACACCACUGCAUUGCCCCUAAUUCCAGUCUAACAGCACCAUCACCCUCAGUCUGGUCAGUCACCAUCACUCUUCAUAAUCAUCACCCUGCAUGAUAUCUCUUGAUAAUCCUCACCCUGCAUGACAUCAUGUAGUCCCUGCCAGAGUGGGUGUGUGUGUGGGACUCAGUUCCAAGCUGGGUGUUCCUGGUAAUGAAGUCUGCAGUUUCAAACCUGCAUGCAGGGGCCUGCAGACGGAUGGGAGAGGACUACAGUAGGCACUGACUUCCACACACCAUCACACGUUUGUCCCUUCUUCCACUAGCUAGGAUGCUUGGUUUCACUUUCACUCUCGUGUUGAUUGUCCUGUUUGAAUCAUUGAAUCACUCAGAUUGAAUCAUGGUAAAUGUUUGAAUCAUUGAAUCAUGGUAAAUGUUUGAAUCAUUGAAUCAUGGUAAAUGUUUUCAAGGCACAAGUUCAGAAUUAUUGCAUUGAAAAAUGAUCCCUCUCGGACUCAGACUUGCAAAAAAUGUUUGAAUAAAUGACGUUGCACAAGUUAAAAGUGCCAUUAAACACAUUUUGUUGAUUUAUAAA
This is a messenger RNA of Entelurus aequoreus (snake pipefish), 1391 nucleotides long. It is a transcript of the gene selenop2, whose product is annotated as selenoprotein P2. NCBI's taxonomy places the organism in Eukaryota, Metazoa, Chordata, Actinopteri, Syngnathiformes, Syngnathidae. Gene Ontology annotation, cellular component: extracellular region. The transcript has 5 exons. Gene Ontology annotation, molecular function: selenium binding. The record is from RefSeq and is a predicted model, not a curated record. Gene Ontology annotation, biological process: selenium compound metabolic process.